UCCCGAACUGUCAUCGCAGCCGCUCACCCUUCAUUUCUAAGUUUCUUGGAUUUUCUAUGUAGAACUCUCAUAUGAUAUCUGAAAAUAUUUUCUCGAUAUCAUAUAGUUCUCAAUUGUUCCCAGCUAUUAAAAAGAAUAUUGCCAAACUUUCCUUUUUCGCUUAGACUCACCCACCCAUGGCAUAUUAUUAUCGCGGUUGCCUCCCAAUCUCUUGCCAUGCGCGCUGAUAUCGGGCCUGAAGGGAAGCAAUCCAGUCCACAUGUGGCAAAAUCUUGUUAUUAUAGGAGAUGAUGGAAAUUCACAAGGGAGGGGAGGGGAAACCGCCGAGGUGGUCUUUUCUUUCACCCCGGCUUUCUCUUCUGUCUCUGGGUCUCUCAAACACGGGAAAAAUGAGUACGACAACGGCAGUUCCUGCUCUUGACAACACGAUGGGAGCCCUUCUCGUCGGCGUUUUAUUCUCUACCGCACUAUGGGGUGUUACUUGUGUACAAACGUUUUCGUACAUCAAUCGCUACUGGAGACUUGACACCCUUGGCUUCCGGAUUCUGGUUCUUGCAACAUUUGUUAUGGACACCUUCCACGAAAUCCUAAUCUGCCAUACAAUAUACGUCUACUUGGUAUCCCAUUUCGCCGAUCUAGCGCAGCUAGAGAUCAUUGAAUGGAGCAUACUUGUCGAGGUCAUACCGUCAGCAUGCGUAGCUCUAAUGGUCCAGUCAUUCUUUACGUAUCGCGUUUGGAUAUUGAGCCAUAGAAAUCUCUAUCUCAUCCUGUUUCUGGGCUCUCUCGUUGCUGCGGAAUUUUUUGUGUGCAUCGCGUACUUCUCCAAAGCAUGGGCCCUUGAGUUCUAUUCCGAGUCGUUUAAAGUCAGGUCGCUAUCGCAAUCGAUGAACGCCCUUGCCGCUGCGGGAGAUAUGUCAAUCUGUGGAUCACUUAUCUUCUUGCUGCAUCGUUCCAAGUCCGGAAUGAAAAGGUCGGACGCAAUGAUGAACAAGAUGAUCCUUUUUACAAUGAAUACCGGGUUACUUACGAGCAUCUGCGCCAUCAUGUCUCUCAUUAUGAUCCUCGUUUACCCCAAUACAUUUCUUUAUAUCACAUUCUUUUUCAAUCUCGGAAGACUGUAUUCCAAUUCGCUUCUGGCGACCCUCAACGCGCGCAGAGGUAUGAAGACGACUGUAGAUGGCUCAGCAUUGGCCGCCUCUUUCACUCUGGAUAGCGAAGGGAGACGUCUGCCCAUCUCCGCAGACGGCGCAUCUAAACCCAGGCAUAUAGUAAUCAACCGUGAUGUAGACGUUGAGGUGCUGGGGGACUACGAGAUGGACUCUCGUAACUUUGACUCUGAGCCAAAAUAAUGCCUUCUAACUGGGCACUUUAAAAACCAUAAAUUAACGUUUAAAUAUGGCGGCUACUACUAGUAGGGUGCAUGAAAUGGGUUCUCCUACUAGCCUCUUCGCAAUUAUCUGGAAGCUAGCUUCCCGUUUAUAUUUGAUUCGUUAG
This is a messenger RNA of Guyanagaster necrorhizus, 1494 nucleotides long. RefSeq lists its product as uncharacterized. Lineage: Eukaryota; Fungi; Basidiomycota; Agaricomycetes; Agaricales; Physalacriaceae. The transcript is spliced from 23 exons. The coding region runs from base 288 to 1349 and encodes 353 amino acids. The record is from RefSeq and is a predicted model, not a curated record.